Chiloscyllium plagiosum (whitespotted bambooshark) is the source of this 1246-nucleotide messenger RNA. NCBI's taxonomy places the organism in Eukaryota, Metazoa, Chordata, Chondrichthyes, Orectolobiformes, Hemiscylliidae. The record is from RefSeq and is a predicted model, not a curated record.
CCCGGCCCCCCGCUUCCUGCAGCCGCUCACAGCCCGGGCCCGGGGCCUCGGGGAGACAUUCCCAGUCCCAGGGCAGACUCCCCCAUUCCCAAUCCCAGUCCCAGGCCAGAUUCUCCCAGUCCCAGGGUCAGGGCAGAUUCCGUCUUUCCCAAUCCAGGAACCAAAGCCGAGAGUCCCAUUCCCAGUGCGGGAGCUGGGGGUCUGUACUUGGGAGCCAGUGCCGACAGUGUGGACCCUGACGUGUUGGAGGAGAGGCAGCGAUGUUCCUCUGGGAAACGGAAGAUCUCCCUGUCAGGGUGUGAAACAUGUGGCGGUGCAGAGGCAAAAUACAGGUGUCCUCGUUGUCUGGCCUAUUCUUGCAGCUUACCCUGUGUGAAGAAACACAAAGCUGCGAAUGGCUGCAACGGAGUGCGGGAUAAAACAGCCUUUACACCCCUCAGUCACUUCACCGAGAUGCACCUCCUCAGCGAUUACAGGUUUCUGGAGGACACUGGGAGAUUGACAGACAUCGCAAAUCGUGACCACACUGUUCACCGGCCGAGCACCAACAGAUUUCUAAACAUUAUGAAAAACAAAGCUCUGAAACAUAACAUCAACCUGAAGCUUUUACCCAUUGGGUUUACAAAAAGAAGAGAGAAUUCAACGUAUUUCAAUAAGAAGGAGCAGAUGUUUUAUUGGCAUGUGAAGCUGCAAUUUCCUCACAGUCACACUGAGUACACAGAGAAGAGGGUGCCGAGCAUCAAGACCUUGCAAGAGGUACUGAGAAAGUACGUUGACCCGGUAGAGGCUGACCCAGUCAUCAGACAGAAGCUGAAGGUUUAUACGAUGGUUUCUCUCAGUGAAUUAAGAAUCUUGAUGAAGGUGGAGAAUCGGAAACAUAACUCUGUCCGAUAUUAUGAGCUGAAUUCAACUCAAAGUCUUAUUGAAAACCUGAGCCACAAAACGGUUAUUGAGUAUCCUACAUUACACGUAGUUUUGAAAAUGAAUUCUCCAGAAUACAGGUUACUCAGUGAUGUGGAUUCCAAUGAAGAUGCCCAGAACAGUACAGACCCCUCCUCCGAGAGUUCACUGGAGGAAGGAGAGAUCAAAGACAACUCCGAAACAAAUCUCACUCUGAAUUCACGUUGUGAUCGUGAGGACCUUCCUGUUUGAGUAAGACUGUUGCUUGGUGUCACUUUCAGUACUUAUUGAUCCCAGAGUUGUAUUUGUACUUUAACUAAUUUCUUAAUUAAAUUUGUUAACUAUU